Molecule: messenger RNA, 5769 nt
Organism: Oncorhynchus nerka (sockeye salmon)
Lineage: Eukaryota; Metazoa; Chordata; Actinopteri; Salmoniformes; Salmonidae
Gene: fam133b
Product: family with sequence similarity 133 member B
Exons: 10
Coding region: 332-1105 (257 amino acids)
Source: RefSeq, a predicted model, not a curated record
UACUGCAUGUCUGUGUCCGUCGUCAGAGACCGGUCGUCACUAGUUAAAACAGCCACAAAGUCAUAAUUAUGGCUCAACUCCGCCCAUUCUGCUAUUUAUUUGGUUCAAAUCGGAUUUAAAACCCAACCACAAUACUAACCGUAUACCUUACCCUAGCCUUAAAUUAAGACCAAAAAGCAAAAAUUGUUGUAGACAAUUUUGACUCUGUGGCAUCUGACUUUGUGGUUGUGUUACCUAGUGUGGAAACCAGCUACGUAACCUCUUUAAGUUCAUCUAACUUUUUUUUGUGGAUUGAUUGAUAUUAGCGCGGUCGUAGGCUAAAUCUACCGAAAUGGGGAAGAGGGACAAGAGAGUGUCUUAUGUGAAUCCAAUAGCUGCAUCACGUGCCAAUGGACCCACACCCAAUGCAGGACCCUCUAUCCAGGAUUACCUGAGCAGACCACGGCCAACAUGGGAAGAGGUGAAGGAGAUCAUAGACAGGAAGAAGAAAGGCUCCAGAGCCCUGGCGGACUUUGAGGACCAAAUGAACUCGAAUUGGAAGAAGGAGCUGGCGAAGAACAGAGAGAAGUUACUAGGUGGUGUUGACAAAUACAAGGAGAAAGAGAAAAAGAAGAGCGAGAAAGGAAGGAAAGGAAAGAAAUCCAACAGGCAUUCCUCUCCUUCAUCCUCCUCAUCAAGUUCUGAUUCCUCUAGCAGCUCUUCCUCAGACUCUGAAGACGAGAAUGAAAAGAGCACCAAAAGGAAAAAGAGGUCCUCUAAGAAAGCAUCGGAUGACUCUACUGUAGAAUUGGAGCCCGACGGCAAGGGUGAGAAGAGCCGCAGGAAGAAGAGGAAAGCUGAGCGAAGUCGUAAAGACUCCUCCUCAGAGUUGUCCGCUGACUCCGACAUGGAGGUUGGUGAACCCAAGAAGAGAAAGAGAAGUAGUGAAGAGAAGGAGAAAGACAAAAUGACAGCAGUAGGUGAUUUUAAGACAAAUCAAAGAAGAAGAGGAAAAAGAAGCAGAAGAAAAAAAACCUCUUCUGAUGCAGAGUGGUGGCUCUUUCCACUAGUAGAGAGCUUCUGCCUUCCAACUACCAACGAAUCCCACCUGGGCUGCCUCCCAUGACUGGGGUAGUUGGUGCACUAUGGGAACUGCUGGCUUGAGAGUAUUAAACUAAUCCCGCUUUCAAAACAACUGGGAACCUGGGGGAAUAAAACAAGCUCCGACUGGGGGAAAAUCGGUUUGAACGGUCAUCCAACUCGGAAUUCCAAGUCGGAAACUCGGACAUAUUUCUAGAACAGACUUUCCGACCUAAAAAUCAGACGUCAUGAUUUGGCCUCGUUUAUUUUCCGAGUUCACAGUUGUCUUGAAAGCAACAUAAGGACCGGUGAACUAGAAUCAAACCAUCUGUGAAAACAUGUUUGUUUUUUUUUAGCAGAGUUUUUAUUCAAUUUAAAUAAACAUCAAUAAGAAAACCACAAGUUGUCAAGUGACGCCGAACUGAAAAAUGUGCCUAUGAAAAUGUACUUUCAUUUUGUACACCCUGCUGGCCUUCUAUGUAUAAUUUUUACUUGACAAUCACAUCUUUCUAAAACUGCAUCGCUAGCUACACAAUGAGGUAAUUUUGGGACUUUUAUGCUGGUGCCAUGAUGCGGGUCAUCUGAUAUGAUGGUCACUUCUCUUGCCAUCCUCAUAUAAAUAGGGAUUAUAAAAAUAUAAGUCAAAUGGUCAUAAUCACAAGGGACAAUCUGUUAAAUGUUAUACAACUAUGAAUGAUAUUUAUAAAUGAAUCUGGUUUCAUUAUUUAAGUGUUAAUGUUUUAGCCAUGAUAAUAUUAUUUUUAGUGGAUGAAUGAUUCACAUUUAUACUUAUCAUCCAGGACGCAUCAUGAAAAACUGUACAAUUUUAAUAAGGAAGUCUCAAUGUAUGACUUAAUGUACGCUACCAGUCAAAGGUUUAGACACACCUACUCAUUCCAGGGUUUUUCUUUUUACUUUUUUCCACAUUGUAGAAUAAUAGUGAAGACAUCAAAACUAGGAAGUACCACAUAUGGAAUCAUGUAACCAAAAAAAUAUAUAUUUUUGAGAUUCUUCAAAGUAGCCACCCUUUGUCUUGACAGCUUUGCACACUCUUGGCAUUCUCUCAACCAGCUUUGAGGUAGUCACCUGGAAUGCAUUUCAAUUAACAGAUGUGCCUUGUUAAAUUAAUUUGGAAUUUAUUUCCUCCUUUAAUGUGUUUGAGCCAAUCAAUUGUGUUGUGACAAGGUAGUGGUGGCACAUUCAGACAAUUUACAAAUGAAGUAUUGUGUUUAGUUAGUCUGCCAGAUCAGAGGCAGUAGGGAUGACCAGGGAUGUUCUGAUAAGUGUGUGAAUUGGACCAUUUCCCUGUCAAAAUGUAAAAAGAACACUUUUCUUUAGGAAUGUUUUACAGUAAAAGUUUGCAAAAUAUAAGUAGUAAAGUACAGAUGCCCCAAAACCUACUUAAAUAGUACUUUAAAGUAUUUUUUACUUAAGUACUUUACGCCACUGUGAAUGACCAAGUCCAUAUUAUGCCAAGUACAGCUCAAAAAAUCAGAGGAACGACAUACCAUCAUUACUUUAAAACAUGAAGGUCAGCCAAUGGCCUCAGAAAUUGCAGCCCAAAUAAAUGCUUCAGAGUUCAAGUAACAGACACAUCUCCAACAUCAACUGUUCAGAGGAGACUGCGUGAAUCAGGUCUUCAUGGUCGAAUUGCUGCAAAGAAACCAACACUAAAGGACAUCAAUAAUAAGAGACUUGCUUGGGCCAAAAAACAUGAGCAAUGGACAUCUGUCCUUUGGUUUGUCCAAAUUUUAGAUGUUUGAUUCCACAGCUGUGUAUUUGUGAGACAGAGUAGGUGAACGGAUUGCAGGUGUGAUGGUGUGGGGGUGCUUUACUGGUGACACUGUGAUUGAUUUAGAAUUCAAGGGACACUUAACCAGCAUGGCUACCACAGCAUUCUGCAGCAUUACACCAUCCCAUCUGGUUGGCGCUUAGUAGGACUGUCAUUUGUUUUUCAACAGGACAAUGACCCAACACACCUCCAGGCUGUGUAAGGGCUAUUUGACCAAGAAGGAGAGUGAUGGAGUUCUGCAUCAGAUGACCUGGCCUCCACAACCAUCCAACCUCAACCCAAUUGAGAUGGUUUGGAUGAGUUGGACCGCAGAGUGAAGGAAAAGCAGCCAACAAGAGCUCAGCAUAUGUGGGAACUCAAAGAAUGCCAAGAGUGGGCAAAGCUGUCAUCAAGGCAAAGGGUGGCUACUUUGAAGAAUAUAAAAUCUAUUUAGAUUUGUUUAACACGUUUUUGGUUCCUACAUGAUUCCAUAUGUGUUAUUUCAUAGUUUUGAUGUGGAAAAUAGUAAAAAUAAAGAAAAACCCUGGAAUGAGUAGGUGUGUCCAAACCUUUGACUGGUAAAGUAUGCCAAUGCAACAUUUGGCUAGGGUCAUAAAAUAUACAGUUCCUUCAGAAAGUAUUCACACUCCUUGACUUUUUCUGUAUUUUGUGGUGUUAUUCCUGAAUUUAAAAUGAUUUCAUUGAGAUUUUGUGUCACUGGCCUACAAUAAUACCCCAUAAAAUCAAAGUGGAAUAAUUUAAGUCAAGUAUUCAACCCCUUUGUAAUGGCAAGCCUAAAUAAGUUCAAGAGUUGCAUGGACUCUGUGUGCAAUAGUAGUGUUUAACAUGAUUUUUGAAUGACUACCUCAUCUACUCCACACAUACAAUUAUCUGUAAGGUCCCUUAGUCGGGCAGUUAAUUUCAAACACAGAUUCAACCACAAUGACCAGGGAGGGUUUCCAAAGCCUUGCAUAGAAGGGCACCUAUUGGUAGAUGGAUAAAGCAGACAUUGAAUAUCCAUUUUGAGCAUGAAGUUAUUAAUUACACUUUGGAUGGUGUAUCAAUACACCCUGUCACUACAACGAUACAGGCGUCCUUCCUAACUCCGUUGCCGGAGAGCAAGAAAAUUGUGACUUUAAAACCGUUACAGAGUUUAUUGCCUGUGAUAGGAGGAUGGAUCAACAACAUUGUAGUUACUUCACAAUACUAACCUAAAUGAUAGAGUGAAAAGAAGGAAGCCUGUACAGAAUACAAAUAUCCCUGUUGCAUUAAGGCACUAAAGUAAACCUGCAAAGAAAGGAACUUUGUGUCCUAAAUACAAAGUGUUAUGUUUGGGGAAAAUCCAACACAUCACUGAAUACCACAUAUUUUCAAGCAUGCAUCAUGUUAUGGGUAUGCUUGUCACCAGCAAGGACCAGGGAGGUUUUUUGUUGUUGAUAAAAAUGAAUGGAAUAGAGCUAAGCACAGGCAAAAUCCUAGGAGAAAACCUGGUCGUCUGCUUUGCAAUAGACACUGGGAGACAAAUUCACCAUUCAGCAGGACAAUAACCUAAAACACAAGACCAAAUAUACAUUGGAGAAGCUCACCAAGAUGACAUUGAAUGUUCCUGAGUGGCCUAGUUACAGUUUUGACUUAAAUCGGCUUGAAAAUCUAUGGCAUGACUUGAAAAUGGCUGUCUAGCAAUGAUCAACAACAUAGUGACAGAGCUUGAAACUUAGAAAGAAUGUGCAAAUAUUGUACAAUCCAGGUGUGCAAAGCUCUUAGAGCAGGGGUGUCAAACACAUUCCACAGAGAGCCGAUUAGCAUCUGCAGGUUUUUUGUUUUUCCAUUCAAUUCAGACCUAGACCACCAGGUGAGGGGGAGUUCCUUACUAAUUAGUGACCUUAAUUCAAUCAAGUACAUGGGUGGAGCGAAAACCUGCAGAAACUCGGCCCUGUGGAAUGUGUUUGACACGUGUCUUAAAGACUCACAGCUGCCAAAGGUGAUUCUGGCGUGUAUUGACUCAGGGGUGUGAAUACUUAUGUAAUUGAGAUAUUUCUGUAUUUCAUUUUCAAUCAAUUUCCCCAAAAAUCUAUAAACAUGUUUUCGCUUUGUCAUUAUGGGGUAUCGUGUGUGUACAUGGGUGAGAAAUAACCACAUUUUAAGCCAUUCUGAAUUCUGAAGGCACUGUAACAGUUGCGGAAUGGAGGUAAUUAAAUCUCAGGGGGGUGGGCAUUAAAGGGCUAAUCUGUAUUUGAAACAAUAAUGUCCGCCUGCCUAUAUUUUGGUGAAAGGUUGAGGGAUGGGCCUGGAGAAAUGUAACCACUUGUCGGGAUGUGAUUUAGGGUGUGUUAUCUAGGGGAAUUGUAUGUCUAUGUUGGCCUGAUAUGGUUCCCAAUCAGAGGCAGCUGUUUAUCGUUGUCUCUGAUUGGGGAUCAUAUUUAGGUAGCCAUUUUCCUAUUGUGCUUUGUGGGAUCUUGUCUAUGUAUUGUUGACUGUGAGCACUAGUCUAGCGGCACGUUUCGGUUGUUGUUUUGGCCUUUGAAGUUUUCGUUUCCAAAAGAAAGGAUGGAAACAUACCACGCUGCAUCUUGGUCUACUCCUUAUGACGAACAUGUGACACCACUCAAAUUCAUAGACGGAGCUUUUGAUGCAAGGACUGACCAUCCAUGAUAUCAAAUUAGCACUUUGAGGCCAUGCAGUUUUUUUUUACAUAAGUAAAACAAGCUUACACCCUCCAAUGUGGCUGAAUUAAAACAAUUCUGCAAAGAAGAGUGGGCCAAAAUUCCUCCAUAGCGAUGUGCCAGUAGCCAGUUAUCGCAAAUGCUUCAUAGCAGUUGUUGCUGCUGAGGGUGGCACAACCAGUUAUUAGGUUUAGGGGGCAAUUACUUUUUCACAUAGGGCCAUGAAGGUUCGGAUAGCUUUUUUCCCUUAAUAAAUAAAAUGAUCACUUAACUGCA